Guillardia theta CCMP2712 is the source of this 1441-nucleotide messenger RNA. RefSeq lists its product as hypothetical. The record is from RefSeq and is a predicted model, not a curated record. NCBI's taxonomy places the organism in Eukaryota, Cryptophyceae, Pyrenomonadales, Geminigeraceae. The coding region runs from base 74 to 1399 and encodes 441 amino acids. The transcript has 12 exons.
GCAAGAGGUACAGCUAUUAAUCGACAAUCCGGAAGGACGGGACUUUGAAAUUAAGGAUAUAAUUUCCGACGAAAUGGUGGCAGAAGUCAAGGCGGAGAUGGAAUCAUUUGGAUUGGAGGGUCUGGACGAGUGGGAGAACAGGUGGAAGACAGAAUAUAAGCAUCGUUUAGCAAUCAGCGGCUUUUUGAAGGACAAAGCAAUUGGAAGCAAGCGCUUGAUAUCUAUGCCUGACAGAGUUACGAAUACCAUCAACAGCGAGGGCUCAGUCUUGAUGCGACCUUCGGUGAUAUCCAUGUUUGAUGGAGAUUGUAUGGGCUCGUUAGAUGAAUGGUGGGUGACAUGGAAGGACUACAUGUUUCAUCGUCAAGUCAAGAUCAUCGACAGAAACAAACCUGGAGUUUCCAAUGAGUUGUUUGUCAUCGAGAUGCUUCAAAAAAUCGCUCACUCUAAAUACCCCGCGAUCACUGAGGAAGAAGAAGCCAUUUCUAUUCCACUACAAGUGAUUGUGCUUGCCGUCUUUGAUGCAAUUUUAAUUCAUAUUCUGAAUUCGCUUGCUCCCACGACCUGGCAGCCAAUCAAACGCUCUCUUUGCCAGGCCUUCAAUCAAAACAAAAGUCUACAGGUGUUAUCCAUACUGAAGAAUACCUACUCGGACGUGGAUGUAUUCUUCAUUCAAGAAGCAGCGGCCGGAUUUGUAGAUGCUGCAAAACAGGUUAUGGGAAGGAAGUACAUGGUGAUGAGGCCCUAUCUUCUUGAUGGAUUUCGAAAUCAGAACAGCAUCAUUCUAGCCUCUCGCGAAUUCUUCGUCGAAGGAAGUACGGAACAUGUUAUUCGCCUUGCCGGGGGAGGGAAAUGGAUCGCUCCAGGCGAUCUCUGUGCAAUGACCAUGAAGGGAGUAGACGGGUUUCGAUAUCUUCUUGCCUCCUUCCAUGGCGACACCAACGGCUUGGCUUCGCUGCCUGUGUUGAAGGCCUUGCACGAAGCAAUCACAACAUCAUAUCCAGAUCAUGUCUUCAUAUGUGGCAUCGACGCCAACACACACAAGCAACACGGGUCCAACUGUCAGGGAGUGAAUCACUUCCAUGACGCCUUCGCCGAGAUGGGGAUGGACUCCUGCUGGGGAGAAACCCCCAGUGUCAAGACUUGGACGACGAGGAACGCAAGGACUUACCUCCAGCCUCAGCUGCAGAAGGCUGUUGGCAUCGCGGAUGCAGCUCGAAAGGGCGAUGUAAACUUGAAAGACUGGUUGAUCUUCUAUGAAAAUCAGUUUGUUUGCGCUGAGCAAGCUCGCGACAACACGGGUGCUCGCAACUUUGAUGAGGAAAUGGUUUUCCCGACGCUUCAAUUUCCCUCCGAUCAUGCGAUCGUAUCUGCUUUACUCACUCGCAAGCCUUCAUGAGCACUUGGUCCAUCUCAACUUAAUGAAUUGCUACAAAUCUGA